Endocarpon pusillum Z07020 is the source of this 1683-nucleotide messenger RNA. RefSeq lists its product as uncharacterized. The record is from RefSeq and is a predicted model, not a curated record. Bases 1 to 1683 code for a protein of 560 amino acids. The transcript is spliced from 2 exons. NCBI's taxonomy places the organism in Eukaryota, Fungi, Ascomycota, Eurotiomycetes, Verrucariales, Verrucariaceae.
AUGUCAGACCCGGGUCGCCUGGACACAGGAAAAGAAGCCAGGAGCUCUGCUUCGGCAGCCUCAGGUCAACCAAGAACCCAUCCGCAGAGAAAUUUGACUGCGCGGAGGCCUGAACCACCUUCUGCAAGCCCCGGUACACCUCCGUUUGCACGUCAAGCAGCCGCACCGUCAGAGGCCUCUCAGGUGUCUGGUCUGACUAACAUAGCAAGCCAGCAGAGUAGGCGCAUAGCGGGGACAGCGGGUUUGGUGAAGCAGCAACAUAGUAUCUCAACUAACCCAGCUAGCUCCCAGAGCUGCCAUACAACAGGGACACCGCGCUCAGGAUCCCGUCGAUAUAAUGACUCAACUGGUGUAAUCCAACCGCAAAAUGUCGCUCAUGCUACAAGUGAGGUGACACCGACAUUACGAGGAGGGGAGCACCAUCAAAGGCCAGGUCUGUUAGCAGUAAGCGAGAGUCGAGGGCUUCGUUCCAACGAAGUAGGCAGGCAGAGCCCAGCAUCUAGAAGAAGGCGGCAAGAUUGGACGAAGUCUGCCGCUGGCCUGCCUUCGGUAGCCAAGACAGGAGAGCAAUUCCGGCCGGAUCCAAGACAAACCACUCGGAAAGUGCCAGGCGCCAACCAAUCCGAUAGAGCGCGGGCACACAACAGCAAGAUCGGUAUUGGUAUUGAGACAGAAUUUUUGCUUGCAGCCCGUCAACUCAAGCAUAAGGCGAAUACUAUCGAGGAGUUUGGGAAGAUCGCUGCAAUCAAUCACAAUGACUGCGUAGCCAGUCAGCAUCCCAGAAUGGGUAAGAAUGUCCUAUCGUAUCCUCCGGAAAGGGCUGUCUUCGACCAAUGGGUUUUGUCAGAAGAUCCAACUAUCUCAAGGGGAUACGAACCAUGGGGAGUGGAGAUGGUUUCGCCGAUUUUUGUGGCCUAUUGCGGUUCACCAUGGCGAACACAUGUCGAAUCUACCUGGAACUACCUUCAGCAGUAUUAUAAGAUAACAGAAGACGACAGCUGCGCCACUCAUAUCCACGUCUCGGUCGAGGGCGGUUAUUCUUUCGAAGAGAUAAAGCGCGUCGCUCGUUCCGCCAUACAUUUCGAAGCAGCCCUUGACGCACUAGUGCCUUCGGUACGUAGAGGAGGAAACUGUGAAUGGGCUAAAAGCAGUUGGCUUGAUUCCGAACAUCUUGCCCUCAAGGAUAGAUCUCGAGAACGGUCCAUGAUAUUUCUUGACACUGUCAACGAUUUCUUCAGUUUCUUGAGCGUGAUGAAUCCGGACGGAGAAAGAGGCUACACUUGGAACUUUCAUAGUAUCGAGAAAUUCUACACGAUAGAAUUUCGCAAGCCUCCAGCUAGCAUUACGGCCAACCAGGUCCUCAGCUGGGCUGAACUCGCAAUGUCCUUUGUUCAGGCAUCGAUUAGGUAUGGAUCGCUGGAGAAAUUGCGGAGAAUUCCAUCAACCACUGGAGGUUUGUGUUGGUUUUUAGAGCAGUGCAAUGUUCCUGGAUUGAACGAGCAUCAUCGAUUGCACGGAUUUUGGGAAGGCAGGGAUGCGCGUGCAUUCGAACAGCCUACGCCUAUGAGACUCUAUCUGCUUCCAGAAGAGGAGAAGGUGCUUGACAAGAGGAGAAAGCUGGACCAAGGUCAGACAUUAAUGAACGCGAUGAAAAGAGCGCCAUACUGGCAAAAAGACGAAUAG